This is a messenger RNA of Dermacentor silvarum, 448 nucleotides long. RefSeq lists its product as uncharacterized. Lineage: Eukaryota; Metazoa; Arthropoda; Arachnida; Ixodida; Ixodidae. The record is from RefSeq and is a predicted model, not a curated record. The transcript is spliced from 2 exons. Bases 88 to 441 code for a protein of 117 amino acids.
ACAUGCGUUGCUCACCUGCGAUGAAUGCCAACCAAGCUAGACUGAGUGUGACGUAUAUACUGCAUUCACAGAAAUGUGCCACUACGAAUGCUAUUCGCAGUAACGGUGGAGGCAGACUCAGCAGCUCUGGAGAGGUAUCGUUGCAACCUUUUGACAAAGAACGACUUCAGGAUGCAAGAGUGCACCGUUCGGCUCUUCAUACUUUGCUUGACAAUCGCGGCUGCUGCCCCAGCAGGCGCAAGUAGUCAGCUGGGACCAGUGACCGGUUUCAUCGCAGACCUCUUCAACAAUAUUAUAGAGGUCGUCGACGCUGGAAUAAAGGAAGGACUGAACCUGGUGGGUCAUGGAAUCAAGGAAGGUCUGAGCCUGCUGGGUCUUCUACUACCCACUGCAACUCCAGCGUCUGCUGAAGUGCCCAUUGAGCAGCCUCAAGCCAGCUAAUAAAUGC